ACAAAUCAUCCACGUCCCGCUACUGCACGGGUGGCCCAAACCCCAGACCACCACCCCUCCAGCUCCAGUGCUGCUUCCCCUCCGCAGCAUGAUCCCGGACCAAGCUCUGGCGCUACCUCGACGCUUUGUUUGCUCUUUGUUUGCUUGAGCACCACCUCAGACACCUCAGACGGGCACAAUCCAUUGCCUUGACCAAGACCUUCGGAUAAGAAACAAGCCAUUCAACCACCGACUUACUUCCCGACGCGACAAGAGGAACACCAAUCCCGCCCGAAUAGUACCAGCCAACCAACCCCAGCGUUUGCGCAGGCCACACGGAAGCAAUAAUGGCAAACGCAUGGCUGCGCUCGCUGCGCAAGGCAGAACUGAUCGACCUGGCCGAGUACAUUGGCCUGAAAAACUACGAUGGACUGAGGAAGGACCUCGAGGCGACGCUGGACGAGUACCUGGCCGACAACUCGGACCGGUUCGCGGCAGACCCGAGGCUCAGCCCCUUCUAUACCCAGCCCACCCGCACCCGCGGCCUGGGAUCGCCUGUCAAGAGAGAGGCGCCCGAUCUCCUCAAGAUCACCAAGCGCCGCCAGACCAAGGUGCCCGAGGAGGUUGUCGCCGCGACCAGCGACGAAGAGUCACAACCAUCCCCCAUCGCCGCCGCCACCACGACGGCGCUGGUGCGCACGCCGGCGCGCGCCCUGUCGCUAGCGCAGCGCAUCCCGCUGCCCGCCACGCCCGCCGACGUGGCCAACGCCGUCGACCGCAGCACCCUCAUCGUGCGCAAGCGCGUCGCCUCCAUGUACGCCGAGUCGGGCGUCACCGAGGCCACGCGCGCGGCGCGCGCGUCCCUCUCCACCGUCACCUCGGUCCUGAUGCUCGUCUCAGCCUUUGAGCUCUACCACCUCCGUCCGGAGCUGCUGGCCGACCGCUACGCCUUCACCGUGCCGGCCGUCCAAUGGCUCGGCACCCGCGACCACCCCGUCCAGGUGCCCGACAUGUUCCUCCUCCUCACGGCCUCCUUCUGGAGCCCCGCACUGCUGUGGGCCGCCACGAGCGCCCUGCUGCCCGCCGUCGCCGGCUACUUUGUCAACCUGGGCGCCGCCCACAGCGGCGCCGGCCCGAACCACGUGCCCGGCGUUGGCACCCGCGGCAGGCCCCGCGGCAUCGCCGGCGCCGCUCCCGAGCCGGCCGUCGACCCGCUCACGUACAGCGUCGUCAAGGCCCUGCUCACCUACGUCGUCUACGCCCAGGGCUUCACCUUUUGGGGGCUGGCCGACCAGCUGUCCGUCGCCCGUAUCAACUCGGCCCUCUACGGCGGCUGGAAGGGCGCCCUCGUCGGCUGCGGCGUGACGGGGCUUAUGGCCAUGUAUGAUGCCGUGUUGCGGAAGUAGGAAGGAGAACGAAGGUUUUUUUUUUUUCCUUCGGAAGCGCCGGUUGCCCCUCGCUUUCCACACCUCACCUUUCCUCCUUCUUUCCUCCCUCUUUUUCUUUUCCGUCCGGGAGUUUUCUGGCGUAGUCGGUUUCUAUGCUUUACCCCUUGUUCUUGUUUUGUUCACCUGAUACCUCCGCUUUUAAUCCCCCACCAUGCCGAUCACCUGCUCCUCGCUCUGUAGGGCAGUGCUGUGCAAGAUUAUGUGUGCUUGGGCUUGUUGUUGUCCUUGGGGGCGCGGCACGCGUCAUGAUAUCUUUGUCAUUGCUGCUUUUUGUCUGCUCUCUGACUGUCAAGGGGGAAUGGGUGGUUUUGGUGGCCAUCUGAUUAUAUCCAUGUUUCCUGGAAAAGGGGGGGUUUUUCAUCUAGCUUUAUUUCCUUUUAUUGUCCUUCAUGUCCUGCCGCUUUCUCCCUGGAAAGCAGCGAAUGUUUAUAUUGCGACUCGACCUUCUUUCUUUCCUAGUGACCUUUUGCAUGUAUUUCAUGUCUUGUUGGGUUGGGGGUAGAGGCCUGGAUGCUGGGCUUAUCAUGGUCUCUGGGUAUGCCGUGGCGGCUGCGUGGUUGGGACUCUGGGUUGGGACAGAUACUAUGUGUGCGGGCUUUUGAGAGGAACGGUUUGUUCACCAAGCAAGUGAACACAAAGGGCUGUGUGGUUUUAGGUUGCUGAGUGUGAGAAUCUAUCGUGCCUAUUUGCGUUGAGCUGUGACUAGU
Gaeumannomyces tritici R3-111a-1 is the source of this 2134-nucleotide messenger RNA. RefSeq lists its product as hypothetical. The record is from RefSeq and is a predicted model, not a curated record. NCBI's taxonomy places the organism in Eukaryota, Fungi, Ascomycota, Sordariomycetes, Magnaporthales, Magnaporthaceae. The transcript has 3 exons. Gene Ontology annotation, cellular component: membrane. The coding region runs from base 327 to 1385 and encodes 352 amino acids.